CCACCACCACCACGGCGACGACCACCACCACCCCGAGGAAGAGGAAGAGGCAAGAGAGCCGCGGUCUCCUCCUCCUCCUUCGCGGGCGCCGGCGGUGACGCUAGGAGCGCUGUCGGGCUCGAGCUGUGUGGAGUGGGUCCCCUCCUGUGCUGUCGGCGAUGGGGUGGGCUUCCUGCUGCAAGGGGUCGGACGGGAUUCUACCGGGCCGGAGGAAGAAGAAGAAGGAGACGACGUGGAGGAUCUUCUCGCUGAAGGAGCUUCAGUCAGCGACGAACAAUUUCAACUAUGACAACAAGCUUGGUGAGGGUGGGUUCGGUAGCGUCUAUUGGGGCCAGCUCUGGGAUGGAUCACAGAUUGCAGUGAAAAGGCUCAAGAGUUGGAGCAACAAAGCUGAAACUGAAUUUGCGAUUGAGGUGGAGGUUUUGGCAACAGUGAGACACAAGAGCCUUUUGAGCUUACGCGGGUAUUGUGCCGAAGGCCAGGAGCGCCUGAUAGUAUAUGAUUAUAUGCCAAACCUGAGCUUGCACUCUCACCUUCAUGGGCAGCAUGCAGCUGAAUGCCAUCUUGGUUGGGAACGAAGAAUGAAGAUUGCUAUUGAUUCUGCAGAAGGGAUAGCCUAUCUUCAUCACCAUGCGACGCCACAUAUCAUUCAUCGGGACAUCAAGUCGAGCAAUGUUCUCUUGGACUCGAAUUUUCAAGCGCGGGUUGCCGAUUUUGGUUUUGCAAAGCUCAUUCCAGAUGGUGCAACCCAUGUCACUACAAAGGUGAAGGGUACACUCGGUUAUCUUGCACCAGAAUAUGCCAUGCUUGGGAAGGCCUCUGAAAGCUGUGAUGUCUUCAGCUUUGGAAUACUGCUGCUAGAACUUGCCAGUGGGAAGAGGCCUGUCGAGAAGCUAAACCCCACUACAAAGCUAACUAUCACUGAGUGGGCACUUCCACUUGCCCGUGACAAAAAGUUCAAGGAAGUAGCUGAUCCAAAGCUCAAGGAUGUCUUUGAAGAGGCUGAACUGAAGCGGAUGGUGCUUGUUGGGCUCGCAUGCACUCAGAACAAACAGGAACAGAGACCAGUAAUGUCUGAAGUAGUCGAGCUGCUCAAGGGAGAGUCUGCUGAGAAGCUAUCCAACUUGGAGAAUGAUGAGAUGUUCAAGCCUGACCUGACCAGCUCCUUCCAGGACUCGUCACAUUCAUCUCGUCCUGAUAGUUCAGAUUGCAUCACAGAAGAGAAGACCUCAAAAGCAGAUACUAUAGAUGAGGCAGUUGAUUCAAGUGAGACAGUACCUUCAGCUAGGUAGUUUGAUGCAUAGAGUUGUAAGUUGUCUCUCGCGGAGUUCAUGUUUCCUCUCGUGGAGCAUUGUGUGGUUACCUCUGCUUGUGUGUUUAUGCCUUGUUAUUUGACAGGUUUGGGUGCUUCCUUACCCACCUCACAGAUAUACUUAUCUGUGCUGUGUAUGGUUAAUUAUCUCAAUCUGUUUCGAUAUGGUUGUACCAUGGCUUGUAAAAUUCUGCAUAUCUGGUGCUGAUCCCAACAUUAGCAUGUUGUUCCC
Molecule: messenger RNA, 1544 nt
Organism: Oryza brachyantha (malo sina)
Lineage: Eukaryota; Viridiplantae; Streptophyta; Magnoliopsida; Poales; Poaceae
Product: PTI1-like tyrosine-protein kinase At3g15890
Exons: 4
Coding region: 159-1292 (377 amino acids)
Biological process (GO): protein phosphorylation
Cellular component (GO): plasma membrane
Molecular function (GO): ATP binding; protein kinase activity
Source: RefSeq, a predicted model, not a curated record